This is a messenger RNA of Botrytis porri, 1218 nucleotides long. RefSeq lists its product as uncharacterized. NCBI's taxonomy places the organism in Eukaryota, Fungi, Ascomycota, Leotiomycetes, Helotiales, Sclerotiniaceae. The coding region runs from base 1 to 1218 and encodes 405 amino acids. The record is from RefSeq and is a predicted model, not a curated record. The transcript has a single exon.
AUGCCGUCCAUAAGCAAAAACGUUUACCCACUUCCACUACAAGUAAAGGAAUACCUACCACGUUUCCGCAAACAAUAUCGAGCUCUCCUAAGAGAAGCGACCUAUCUCCCUGAUUCUGCAGCAAGAUCUUUCGUCCACGAUCUUCUCGUCAAACGAUUCAACCCUCCCGAUCCUCGAAAACUCAAUCCCAAGUAUUGGGGAACCGAUUAUUUACGAUCUAAAGUUGAUGUGAAGAAACUGCAGAAAAGAUCCAAAAAGAAUGCCACAAAAUUACAUUUACUAGAGCGUGUAAAUCUGGAAGGGAGUAUACCAGAUUUACAGCAUGUUUUAUUGAGAACAUAUGGUCGAGCAGGACACAGAAGGAGAGAAUUAAUCACUGAAUUGUUGCGACCUGGAGAGGAUGAAUUACCACAAGAUGACACAGAACUGUCCAAAAUUAUCGACAGUCAAAUUUUAAAGAAUCUGGAUGCGAUGAAAGAUGUUGAGAUAGACCAAGCAAACGCUGUGCCCAAAAGACAGCGCCGAGAAAACAAAGAAAUACAGUUGUUUCUCAUGAGUCAACAAGCAACCAAUCCUAUGGAAUCGAUGCGAGGGAGGAUUAAGAAACUUACACCAGAUAUACCGUCAACGAAUGCAUGGGGACGUAAACUUCCAGAAAAACGGAAGGAAAAUAUGCAACGCACAUGGUGGGCAAGUCUUUUAGAACGAGUUCUACCACCAUUACCUGAAUACGAAUGGAAUAGGUUGAAAGAUUUGGCAGAAGGAAGACAAUCGAUUGAGUCUCCACGCCCGAGAAGAAAGCCUGCCGUUCUCCGAAAUCAAGAUGAAGAUGCUAAGUCCGCUGGAGAAAAGAUGGAUUCACUAUAUAACAAACCAGCCAGACUUAACGCGGAUGUUUGGGACGAGAAAACAACGAAAGUUGACCUAGAUGAUUCUCAAGCUUCUAAUACGCCACAACAUAACAGGACACGAGCGAUGCGAAGGCUGUACGGUAUGAUCUGGAGUCUUUCAUCAAAGAUGGUGCAAGAUGAGAAUACUAAAGAAUAUACAAUAACUUGGGGAGGACAACGCUCACCAUCCGCUGCGGGAGAGAUCACAAAGCCAUCAUCGAAAGAUGCUGAAUUCUUCGAGUUGCAAGCUGAUGGGUUAGCUCAAGGAACUACGGAUAGAAAGAUUAGGAAGUCAGUGAAGCGUGAAACACAACAACUGAUAUAUUAG